Molecule: messenger RNA, 2397 nt
Organism: Silurus meridionalis
Lineage: Eukaryota; Metazoa; Chordata; Actinopteri; Siluriformes; Siluridae
Exons: 4
Source: RefSeq, a predicted model, not a curated record
AUGUCUACAAACACCUCUUCAUCAAAUGCUUUACCACCAAAUACACCUACAAACACUUCAACAAUCUCUUCAUCAUCAAAUCCUUCAUCAUCAAACUCCUCGGCAAACAUAUCACCAAACACCUCAACCAAUUCUUUACCACCAAACACAUCUACAAACAUCUCAGCCAACACCUCAACAAAUCCUUUACCACCAAACACAUCUACAAACACCUCAACAAACACCUCAUCAACUAAUCCUAUACGACCAAACACCUCAACAAACACAUCAGCAAAUCCAAACACAUCAACAAACACCUCAACAAAUCCUCUACCACCAAUCACAUCUACAAACACCUCUUCAUCAAAUGAUUUACCAUCAAAUACAUCUACAAACACCUCAACUAAUCCUUUACCACCAAACACAUCUACAAACACAUCAACAAACUCCUCAUCAAACCCUUCACCAUCUAACUCCUCGGCAAACGCCUCAACCAACACCUCAACUAAUCCUUUGGCACCAAGCACAUCUACAAACACAUCUACAAACACCUCAUCAAAUAAUCCUUUACCACCAAACACCUCAACAAAUGCGUCAACCAACACCUCAAAUAAUCCUUUACCACCAAUCACAUCUACAAACACCUCAUCAACAAACGCUUUACCACCAAAUACAUCUACAAACACCUCUUCAACAAACACUUCAUCAUCAAAUCCUUUGCCACCAAACACCUCAACAAACACAUCAACUAAUCCUUUACCACCAAACACAUCUACAAACACCUCAUCAACUAAUCCUAUACCACCAAACACCUCAACAAACACAUCAACAAAUCCAAACACCUCAACAAACACCUCAUCCCCAAAUCCUUUGCAUCCCAUCACAUCUACAAACACCUCUUCAACAAACACUGAUGUCGUGACAUUCGCCUUGGUCUUUAGCCUCAAUAAACCCUUUGAUCCAAAAUUGUCCAACACCAGCUCUCCUGAGUAUAAGCAAAUGGUUUUAUCACUCCAAAAUGAGGUUGAACCCUUUUACAGAAAACAAUUUUCAAACUUCCGCAGGAUGAACAUUAAUGGUUUCUGGGCAAACACCUCUCCAACAACGAACACUUCAACCCCGAGUACAUCUGCAAACACCGCUUCAACAAACACUUCAACCCCGAACACGUCUACAAACACUUCUUCAACUAACACUUCAACCCCGAACACGUCUACAAACACUUCUUCAACUAAUACUUUAACCCCGAACACAUCUACAAACACUUCUUCAAUUAAUACUUCAACCCCGAACACAUCUACAAACACUUCUUCAACUAAUACUUCAACCCCGAACAUGUCUACAAACACCUCUUUAACAAACACUUCAACCCCAAACACAUACUUCAUCCCGAACACGUCUACAAACACCUCUUCAACAAACACUUCAUCCCCAAACACGUCUACAAACACUUCUUCAACUAAUACUUCAACCCCGAACACGUCUACAAACACUUCUUCAACUAAUACUUCAACCCCGAACACGUCUACAAACACUUCUUCAACAAACACUUCAACCCCGAACACGUCUACAAACACUUCUUCAACUAAUACUUCAACCCCGAUCACGUCUACAAACACUUCUUCAACUAAUACUUCAACCCCAAACACGUCUACAAACAACUCUUCAACUAAUACUUCAACCCCGAACACGCCUACAAACACCUCUUCAACUAAUACUUCAACCCCGACCACGUCUACAAACACCUCUUCAACAAACACUUCAACCCCGAACACGUCUACAAACACCUCUUCAACAAACACUUCAACCCCGAACACGUCUACAAACACCUCUUCAACUAAUACUUCAACCCCAAACACGUCUACAAACACCUCUUUAACAAACACUUCAACCCCGAACACGCCUACAAACACUUCUUCAACUAAUACUUCAACCCCGAACACGUCUACAAACACUUCUUUAACUAAUACUUCAACCCCGAACACGUCUACAAACACCUCUUCAACAAACACUUCAACCCCGAACACGUCUACAAACACCUCUUCAACUAAUACUUCAACCCCGAACACGCCUACAAACACUUCUUCAACAAACACUUCAACCCCGAACACGUCUACAAACACUUCUUCAACUAAUACUUUAACCCCGAUCACGUCUACAAACACUUCUUCAACUAAUACUUCAACCCCGAACACGUCUACAAACACCUCUUCAACAAACACUUCAACCCCGAACACGUCUACAAACACUUCUUCAACUAAUACUUCAACCCCGAUCACGUCUACAAACACUUCUUCAACUAAUACUUCAACCCCGAACACGUCUACAAACACUUCUUCAACUAAUACUUCAACCCCGAACACGCCUACAAACACUUCUUCAACUAAUACUUCAACCCCAAACACGUCUACAAACACC